Pterocles gutturalis (yellow-throated sandgrouse) is the source of this 280-nucleotide messenger RNA. Its product is annotated as ribonuclease CL2-like. The transcript has a single exon. NCBI's taxonomy places the organism in Eukaryota, Metazoa, Chordata, Aves, Pterocliformes, Pteroclidae. The record is from RefSeq and is a predicted model, not a curated record. The annotation marks the transcript as partial.
AUGGCAGGCUGGGCGCUAUGCACAGUCCUGGUGCUGGCAGCACUAGCAGGGGCGGUGGGUGAGAGCCGCUAUGAGAAGUUCCUGCGGCAGCAUGUGGACCACCCCCGGACACCUUCACUCGCCGCACACCGCUACUGCGAGACCAUGCUGGCACGCCGGCGGGUGACGGCCCCAGGACAGCCCUGCAAACCCUCAGUUCCUGCGGCAGCAUGUGGACCACCCCCGGACACCUUCACUCGCCGCACACCGCUACUGCGAGACCAUGCUGGCACGCCGGCGG